CACAACAGAACUAUAUGGAAGCGCCUUCAAGGAAUUUUUGCCGGCUUAACGUUCCACGAUCUAUCCACAAAUCCAUGUUGAAAAUGACGGGAAUGAGUGGGAGGGGGAAAAUCCCCUCCCUGCCUAUAAAGUGUGUCGACCACGCUGUGCAUAUAGCAGGAUCUGUGAACGCAAGCAGAGUUCGGUUGAGCUUUAACACAACCUUUUGUUGGUGUGCCGGACACAAUGAUGAUCCUACGAGAAGCCACCGGUUUAGCUCCCAGACUAUGGAAAGUUGCGAUCCUGAUAACGAUCUACAUUCAACUCUUCUGUUUCUCUGUUGGGAGUCCGAUUGAAAAACAUCAUAAAAUAGACGUUGGAAAAUGCCUGAAUAUUUCAAGAGAGCUGCUUAAAGAGGUGAAAGAGAGUCUAAUGCAUCCCGACGUGACUGAAGGAUUUAACUGUAGCGACACUGAGAUUGUACUGGAAGACAUCACAGCGAAUCAGACCAGCACUGUCUGGGCUUGUACUCCGGAGCAGGAGGCCACUAGAUGCAAGGAACGUGGAAAGCGACAGAAUUGCCUCCGAUCCAGCCAGUGCUACCAAAAUAUCACCGCGGACCUGCAGAUCUACCAGGCUAAACUACAGAACUUCACCCAUGUCACCAAUAACGUGUGCAAGAACAUAGCCGACCUCUUGAAGGCUCUUAAUUCUGAUUCCACCUAUGAAGAUGUUUAUCUUGAAGGUGGCUCAACAACAGAUGAAGAGGAGAAAGCUGCCAUUAACUUUCCCCAGAGGAUGGCUUUAUGCAAAAUCCUACAGGCCUUCAAACUGCGUACUAUCACAAUCAACAGAGUGAUGAAUUAUAUGAGUGAAGCUGAAGAGUAGCUGUGAAAAAUGUAUACGUUCUCCACACAGUGGAACCAUUGUGUUUCCUUAACUUUUCUUUUGCACUAUUUAUACCAAAUAUUUACUGUAACGUUCCUCUUGGAACAAUUUAUUUAUUUAACUAUUUAUUUAUUAUUUAUCUUUUUGUGGGAUAGUUGUUAUAAUAUAUUAGCAACCACUAGGUCUGCUAACACAGA
Pristis pectinata (smalltooth sawfish) is the source of this 1064-nucleotide messenger RNA. It is a transcript of the gene il12a, whose product is annotated as interleukin 12a. Bases 226 to 867 code for a protein of 213 amino acids. The record is from RefSeq and is a predicted model, not a curated record. The transcript has 6 exons. Gene Ontology annotation, molecular function: growth factor activity; interleukin-12 receptor binding. Gene Ontology annotation, biological process: immune response. Gene Ontology annotation, cellular component: extracellular region. NCBI's taxonomy places the organism in Eukaryota, Metazoa, Chordata, Chondrichthyes, Rhinopristiformes, Pristidae.